Molecule: messenger RNA, 195 nt
Organism: Dictyostelium purpureum
Lineage: Eukaryota; Evosea; Eumycetozoa; Dictyosteliales; Dictyosteliaceae
Exons: 1
Source: RefSeq, a predicted model, not a curated record
UGUUGCCCCAUUUGUCAAUCAGCCUAUGAUAAUCCAUAUUACUCACCCUGCAACCAUGUUUGUUGUUAUGAGUGUUGGAAUCAAUGGCUAUCCUUGAAAUUAGAAUGUCCAGUUUGCAGAGAAAGAACCAGAGUUAAACAAUGUAAACCUUUUGAUCCCAAUAUGAUUUCACCAAGUAAAUUAAAAAAUGCAACA